Trichomycterus rosablanca is the source of this 4801-nucleotide messenger RNA. RefSeq names its product RAB14, member RAS oncogene family, like (gene rab14l). Gene Ontology annotation, biological process: Golgi to endosome transport; phagosome maturation; endocytic recycling. NCBI's taxonomy places the organism in Eukaryota, Metazoa, Chordata, Actinopteri, Siluriformes, Trichomycteridae. Gene Ontology annotation, molecular function: GTP binding; GTPase activity. Gene Ontology annotation, cellular component: recycling endosome; Golgi apparatus; trans-Golgi network. The transcript has 9 exons. The record is from RefSeq and is a predicted model, not a curated record. Bases 286 to 999 code for a protein of 237 amino acids.
UGGGCAUCGUCCUGACAAGCGGCUGUGCCACAUCCCGCCACUGCCAACAGGAGGAGCUGCCCGGAGUUAAUAUCCACUGCUGUGAUACAGACUUGUGUAACAGUUCCCCUUACUGGCGAGCUGGCAUACUACAUUUCAUCAGCACUCUGGUUGGCACGUUGUUGAUCAUGCAACUGUGAGGAAAAAUGGCAGAAUUGUUUAGACUUUGAACUGACCAAUGGGAAUUCAGUGGAGUGCCGCUUACCAGUCUACUGGGCACCAGUCUGUUGGUGUGUACUGUGGUAAAUGGAAAAGGGAAACAGUGAAUACAGUGAACUGGAUCAGGAACACUUGGAUAAUAUCAGAGGCAGAAUGGCCACUGCACCGUACAACUACUCGUACAUUUUUAAGUACAUCAUCAUCGGAGACAUGGGGGUCGGGAAGUCGUGCUUGCUUCAUCAGUUCACAGAAAAGAAAUUCAUGGCAGACUGCCCCCACACAAUAGGCGUAGAGUUCGGGACCAGGAUAAUCGAGGUGAGCGGACAGAAGAUCAAGCUGCAGAUCUGGGACACGGCAGGGCAGGAGCGGUUCAGGGCCGUAACACGCAGCUACUACAGGGGAGCCGCCGGGGCGCUCAUGGUGUACGACAUCACCAGGAGAAGCACAUACAACCACCUCAGCAGCUGGCUUACAGACGCCCGGAACCUCACCAAUCCCAAUACCGUAAUCAUUCUCAUAGGAAACAAAGCAGAUCUAGAAGCCCAGCGGGAUGUGACGUACGAAGAGGCCAAGCAGUUUGCUGAGGAAAACGGAUUGUUGUUCCUGGAGGCCAGUGCAAAAACAGGCGAGAACGUAGAGGACGCUUUCCUGGAGGCAGCGAAAAAGAUCUACCAGAACAUUCAGGACGGCAGCCUGGACCUGAACGCGGCCGAGUCGGGUGUCCAGCACAAGCCCUCGGCUCCUCAGGGCGGCCGGCUAACCAGCGAAUCUCAGCCUCAGAAGGAAGGAUGUGGUUGCUAAUGACCAACACUACUAAAACCUGCUCAGCCUUCUCAUCCCCUCUCAUCCCUUCUUCCGUCUGACCACUCCACCCGGCUCCGGCCUCCGGAACGCUAACAGGGGCCCCCCCAGUACAGACGAAAGGAGGCAACUACAGACAGGCUUGACUGUGUCGUCAUCCUCUUUCUCUUUCUUUCUGUCCUGUCUUUUGUUCUUUUCUAUAUUAGUCUUCACACGCAGUCACGCUCUGUCCGUUCCUGCACUGUCCACUGGCUCAGGAUCAUGUGGUACAGACCUGCAGUGGACCAGGUAUAUUUGAGUGAGUAUCCGAGAGACAGCAGGAGGUUUUUCUUAAGUUUUCCUAAUUUGUUUGGUAGCGCACCAAGCAAUAUCUUAAUAAUUCUUGAGAUUUUGAGAAUGCAUAGGAAGUAUCUGUUCACAAAUUCCAUCACCGAUUCCUUCCGCUCUUGUAUGGUGUAAGUGAUGCUUAACCUUUAUUAUUUAUAAAGUUUAAACAAAAACAUUGAUUUUACUGGGAUCAACGCUCAGCAGUGGAUGACUGACAUAAUUAUAUACACUUACAUAUACAUAAAGUUUUGCACAGCUGUAUGGCUGCAUACCCAGGGAGUGCGGGUGCUAGACUGGCCUGACUGCAGUCCAUUUAAAAAAAAUAAAAUUAUGUGGUGCAUUACAAAGAAUAAAUUACAACAACAAAAACUCGUACAGUUGCUCAGCAAAAGCCUUGUAAUUGAAAUAAGAAUCUAGUUGUUUAAACCCUGAAAGGCUAACUAUUUAUAUUUAUAGAAAUUGGGGGUAGACGUUUGCUUAGCUCACCUUUCAAACAAAUACAGUACGCACCUGGUCACUGCUUGGAAAUGCACCCAAAUUAUUGAAUUUAGGUGUUUCUGCCAUACCUAUUGCUAACAGGUGUAUAAAACUAAUAAUAAAGCAUAAAUAACAUGUUCUCCUUUGUGGUAACAGUUUGAGAAAGGCCCUUACUUCUUUCAGAAUGACAAUACCCUUGACAACAUCCAUAUAGACAUGGUUUGAUUUGUUUGGUGUGGGCUGGCUAAACGGAGUCAUUUACAUUAGCAGACUUACAGUACACAGUCUGAGCAACUGAGGGUUAAGGGCCUUGCUCAAGGGCCCAUGAGCAGCAACCUGGCAGUGGUAGAGCUUGAACCAGCGACCUUCUGAUUACUAGUCCAGUAUCUUAAUCAUUAUGCUAGGGCUUGCCCCUGAGCCUAAUGAACUAAAAAGGCACAAAUUCCAACACAAACACUCCAGUACCUUAUGGAAAGCCUUCUUAACCUUAUAUUAAUGUCUACGGUUUUAAAAAGGUGUGAACAUAUCAGGUGUCCACACACUUUUGGCCAUAUAGUGUAACUACGCUGUAUAUGGUCGUCUCUGGUCGAAAUAACCGAUUUGGGAAUAACCCAAGUUCUUAGUACAAUGGAACAGAAAAUGAUACUUUACAUGGUUUCACCUCCUCUUACGCAGCUCUCAGCCACAGUGGUGGCUGGUUUGCACCUUAUUUCACGUUUAAUCAGCUGGUCUGGUCCACCAACUGGUCGGAAUGGGGAAAAACUCCAUCCCCCGCGACUUUCCAUAUCGAGUAGAACGCCGUCUGUCCUUACUAUUUAUUUAUCAGGAUUUUAACGUAACGUCAAACAGUCAUGGACAGUUUUGUAUCUCUAAUUAACCCGACUGUGGAAGGAAACCGGAGCUCCCGGAGGAAACCUACGUAGACACGGGGAGAACAUGCAAAGGACCUAGACCGCUCCAUCUGGGAAUUUAACCCAGGUGAGGCAACCACCUCCUUGUUUCUACACUCACUGUCCAUUUUAUCAGCACUUUGUAGUUCUACAAUUACUGACUGUAGUCUAUUUGUUUCUCUACAUGCUUUGUUUGCCCCCUUUCAUGCUGUUCUUUAAUUGUCAGGACCCCCACAGGACCACUACAAAGUAGGUGUUAUUUGGGUGGUGGAUGAUUCUCAGCACUGCAGUGUGUGUUGUGCUGGUAUGAGUGGAUAAGACACAGCAGCACUGUCACUGUGUGACUGCUGGACUGAGAAUAGUCCACCAACCAAAAACAUCCAGCCAACAACGCCCCGUGGGCAGCGUCCUGUGACCACUGAUGAAGGUCUAGAAGAUGACCAACUCAAACAACAGCAAUAGAUGAGCAAUAAUGGACAGUGAGUGUAGAAACAAGGAGGUGGUUUUAAUGUUAUGGCUGAUCAGUGUAUAAUGUUAAUCAUACUACUAUCACUGGUGAUUCUUACUUUGCUGCACUCCUGUUUCACCUACUGCACACUAGACUACUUUGCAGUAUUUCAUGAUUUUUUUACAUGCUAGAUGUGCUGGUGUCUGCAGUAAAUCUGACUGGCUGCUGUUAUAUAGGCUUGUAAAAUAGCACCGCAAAGCACAAACCCCUUUAACGCAGUUUUCUUUUUAGCAUUAGGGUGAGGAAUUAACCUUAUUUCAUUCAUUUCCACACAAAAAGCUUAUUAAGCAGCUGUAUAUACACAGUCCAGGCAUAACAUUAUGACCACCUUCCUAAUAUUGUGUUGAUCCCCCUUUUGCUGCCAAAGCAGCCCUGCAACUGUGAUGCACUGUGUAUUCUGACACCUUUCUAUCAGAACCAGCAUUAACUUCUUCAGCAAUUCGAGCUACAGUAGCUCAUCUGUUGGAUCCCCACGUGCAUCAAUGAUCCUUGGCCGCCCAUGACCCUGUCGCCGGUUUACCACUGUUCCUUCCUUGGACCACUUUUGAUAGAUACUGACCACUGCAGACCGGGAACACCCCACAAGGGCUGCAGUUUUGGAGAUGCUCCGACCCAGUCGUCUAUUUUUUUGUUUUUAAAAAAAAUGCAUUUUCUCCCCCUUUAGCGCGUCCAAUUGCAUCGUGCUUCCUCUCCGCCUAUGCCGAUCCCCGCUCUGACCAAGGAGAUCGAAGCUAACCCACGCCCCCUCCAACACGUGGGCAGCAAGCCGUAUGCAUCCCAUCACCCACACAUUGACGAGUGUUGUGCCACCUAGCGUUGUGUACGGAGGGACACACCCUAAGAGCACUCCUUCCUCAUCUCCGUGUAGGCGCCUCUAAUCAACCAGCAGAGGUCGUAAUUGCACCGGACCCAUAUCCGGCUUGGACCCAUAUCCGGCUUAGUCCCGCCCAUCUGAACAACAGGCCAAACGUUGUUCAUGUGGCCGCUCAGCCUCAGACGGCAGGGCAGAGCUGAGAUUCGACACAAUGUAUCGCGCCACCUGAGCGUCCCCAUUGUUCCUGCUUCUAACACAUCAACUUUGAGGAUAAAAUGUUCACUUGCUGUCUAAUAUAUCCCACCCACUAACAGGUGCCUUGAUGAAGAGAUAAUCAGUGUUAUUCACUUCACCUGUCUGUGGUCAUAAUGUUAUGCCUAUUUGGUGUAUAUGCGGCCAUGUAUUCGUUAGGGGCGCUAAACAUCUGCACGCUUUCCUUUGUACAGUCGUUUCACGACUAGAGUUCUUUUAUAUUUUCUAUGACUGAACAUUCACUCUGAUACGCUCGUCGCUCGCAGGAUGUUCAGCAGUAACACCACUGUACACGUACGGUUAAAAAGUCACGGUUCAGAUUCCAGACCGACGCUUGCUCUGUCCGAAUAACUAUCCAAACGACUUCUGGCUCUCUGUAAUCACUCUGUAAUGACUUUACAGCGUGUGUAUAAAAUUUCUAUUGUAUAUGCUUACCUUUUGAAAGAGCCGUGCUAACAUUCUAAACAACUGUCUUGCGUGUACGAUUAAUGUUGACAUUUCGAUUUUAAUGAUAAUAAAAACGUUUAAAAGAAA